CUAGAGUGGCUCUCCUUAUCGAAGUAUAACCUUCACGAUUGGUUUCACAGUUAGGCUAUAUAUUUUUAUAACGCGACACAGCGAAUAUUGAAAAUUAAUAUUUGAUCGAUCAAAUAAACUAAAAUCCAGUAUGGUUUUUCUAUCGCCAAGUUUGUUAAUAAGAUCACGCGGACCCGAUGAAUUCUGGCGCAAACGAAAAAUCUUCAAGUUAGCCGCGCAUUUCAUUGGUAGAAGCAGAAAUUGUUACAGUAUAACUAUCAGAAACGUACAUAGAGCUCUAACAUACAGCACAAUAGGCAGGAAAAUGAAAAUACAGGAUAUGAAAGAGUUAUGGGAGCAACGGCUAGAAGCUGCCACAAGUCAACACGGCAUGAAAUUUCUGACGUUCAAAGAAGCGUUAAUUAGAUGCAACAUUUUCUUAAAUCGAAAGACGCUGACUGAUCUAGCAAUUUGGGAACCUCGAUCUUUCAAAUCUAUCACGGACAUCGCCUGUGCGAGAGCAAAGCAGGACCAUUUGAAGGGCGUUGCACGUGGGGAAGUACCAAAGGGUGUCAUCGUAAGGGGAAUGAUUAAAUGAAUUCUUGUAGAAACCGUGUGUAAAAUAACAGACUCUUCCUGACAUUUAUUAUUCUUUCAUAAUUCUAAAUUUUCUUCGUUUCCAUCAAUUAGCUUGAUAAAUAUUACAGAUAGAGAUUGGUAGAUAUGUUACGUUAAUUCUCAAUUUUUUAAAAUAUUCAUUCUGCAACACUGUAGAUAUACUAAAGAGUCAUGUAUACAUUUUGCGUAAUAACAAUGUAACAUGUAUAUAUAUAGUAUUAAGCAGCUACAUCUCAAGCACUUUAAAACUUGAUGAAAAAUAUAUGAAAAAACUGACUA
Molecule: messenger RNA, 876 nt
Organism: Ooceraea biroi (clonal raider ant)
Lineage: Eukaryota; Metazoa; Arthropoda; Insecta; Hymenoptera; Formicidae
Gene: mRpL20
Product: mitochondrial ribosomal protein L20
Biological process (GO): translation
Cellular component (GO): ribosome
Molecular function (GO): structural constituent of ribosome; rRNA binding
Source: RefSeq, a predicted model, not a curated record